UAUCGUGAAUUAUUUUUUUUACAUGACGAAAUUUAAUUUUAUUUCGAAAUAGAGAAUGGUUAUCUUUCUUAUUUUUGUGAACGUAUCCAAGUAACGUUGGUUGAAAUGCAACAUUUGAAACUUAGUGCUUUUCAGUUCGUGGUUUCAUUUUUCAACGAGUUAGAUAGUGAUGGUGUCAGCGUAAGUGAUUUUUUAAAAGCUAUGAAUUUUUAUCAUGUGGGUGAGCGUACUUCAAGCACUUUAUUUAUGACAGCAAAAACCCGAGUUUCAUUAUUCUUGUGAUGUUAUUAAGGACUAUUACUCUGUCAAGAUAUCCAAAUCUGUUGAAACGCGGGUGAAAGAAAACAAUAGGUUUUGUAGAUGACACCUUUAUAAUUAUUACUAUAAUUAAGUCGAGUGGAGAAGUGAAAUGAAAAUCAAUCGGUAUCAGUAAGUAUCAGGCUAUCAAAUCGAGUUUACCAUGUUCGACCAUGUCAGUACCUGUUGUAUUCAGUUCAGUUUUCGGUUCAACGGUUGAACGCUGCGGCUGUGGCUGGUUUAUUUUUCGCGUCUCUUUCUUAUCAAUUCGUUAUCAGUAUAAUAAUCUACAUUUUUUUUAAAAAAACAAUGAAGUGUAAGUAAAGGCAGCGGUAUUAAUUUCUUCUAAGUUUAAGAAUUUGAAAAUUCAUCGUGUACUCAGUUUAGUUAUUUUUUCGUCCGAAAUUUUGGUGUACUUUCGUGAGAAAAAUAUUCGAUCAUUUGAGAUUACAUCAAGUCAUGAGCAUUACGGUUACCGAAAUUCCUAGUGAACGACUUUAUGAAUCGUUGCUGAAAUCAUGCGUCGAUAACAAGCAGUAUUUUUACCCUCUACAUGAUUCGAAAAGUCAAAAACUGUACAAUGCUUUCGAAGCUUUAGAAGAACAAAUCGAAAAUUUUCUACCUAUAUUGAACGAUUUCCGCAGCACAGCCCCCGACUACGAUUUUAAGUCAACUCCGUCGAAUGGAUAUCGUAGCUUUAUUACCGCCGUCGAUAAAUUAUCCAGUGCAUGUUCAAAAACCUGUAAAAGUAUAUCAGAUCAUCGUAGUUCUCUAUUUUUCCAAAAACUACAUUAUGCCAAAGAGAUAGAAAGCUACAGCCAGGUAUACUCUUCGUUGAGUGCAUGUUUCCAGCUCCUGCAAUUUUUAAAAGCUUCCGCUGAUCCGGGACAUUUAUUUAUGGAUAAAGUAGAUGUCAUCAAAGAUUUACAACAAUGUAUCGAUAAAGUGAAUAUCACUCCCUUUUUUGGAAGACGUAUCGGAUUCCAGUACGGAGAUGCUUCACAACCAAUCAUCAAAACUGUGGCCAUUAUGAUGACGGUAUUUUCUGAAUAUUAUUACAAUGAGAAGAAUUUUCUUUUUUGUGCCGCCUCAUGUAGUCAAUUUCUCGUGAAUGCGGAACUGAGAGCAGAAAGAAUGACACAAAUAGCAUCAUAUCGAACGGCCUGUGCGGAUUUUUGUAAAACUUUUUGGAAUAUGAGUGAAAGCUAUAUUUUCAAAAAAAUGAAUAUCCUGUUUCAACCUACUCACUUCGUAAAUAAAAUGAUAGAACUGCCCAACGAACCUAUAAAAUACGAAUGCGGCGAUCGCAACGUCGAAAUACCAGUUCCUACUGCUCAUAUUGGUUUGAAACCUCUUAACGUACGAUUAAUAUCGGCUGUGAGAAGACAAGGAAUGAAUAUCGAUACUGGUCCCAUUUCGCCAACUUCCGAUUACUUCAUUUUCCAUUUACACGGAGGAGGGUUCAUUUCGCAGACUUCAGAAUCGCAUCAAGUUUAUUUAAAAAGCUGGACUAUGUGGACAGAGGCACCUAUAUUGUCGGUAGAUUAUUCUUUGGCGCCGGAAGCUCCGUAUCCUCGUGCUGUCGAGGAAGUAUUGUUCGCCUAUGUGUGGUCGUUGAAUAAUUUGAGUUCUUUGGGCACGAAUGCGAGAAAAAUCGUUUUCGCAGGAGACUCUGCUGGUGCUAAUCUUUGUCUGGCAUUGACGCUGAAAUGUAUCCAAUUGAACAUCAGAAAACCAGAUGGAAUUUUUCUCGCUUAUGUUCCUACUGUGCUUCAAUUUUACCCUUCGCCGUCUCGUUUCCUCGCUUUGUUCGAUCCUUUGUUGGCGUUUGGAUUCAUGAUGUGUUCCAUUAAAGCAUAUACUCAUACAGGUAGAAAAUCCACUUAUUCGGGGAUCAAAAAUUUCGAAGAACCGGAUAGUGAAACUACAUCACUAGAGGAAACGGACGAAAGCGAAUUGAAAGCUUUAGAAAAUAGCAAAUCCGAAUCGCAAGAGUCCAUUACACCUCCAUCGUUCUCCGAUUUGACGCCAGAUUGUGAAAAAAGCACGUCUUCCGAAACAUUAACGGAUAAUCAACAAAAUCCCGAAGAAGUACCCUUACCCGCAAAGUACAAAAAUAUUAUAAAGGGAUUCGCUUCGAAUCUGAAAGAAAAACUCAGUUCACAUCGAAACGAUCAAACUGUUCGUAGCAAUUGUCACUCUGUUAAAGAAAUUGAUAUUACUCAAUUGAUAUCAGAUGCCGAAGACGAUAUAUUCAUAUCUCCUAUCAAAGCCAGUGAUAGUAUUUUUAAGAAGUUUCCUCCUACUUCCAUUCUAUCUGUUGAAAUGGACCCGUGUUUAGAUGAUUGCGUUAUUUUGGCUAAAAAAUUAGACCGAUUACACAAGAAGGUUCAUUUGGAUGUGUUGAAAGAUUUGGCGCACGGGUUUUUAAAUGUGUCCUUGAGCAGCAAAGAAGCGUUUAAUGGCUCGGUUCUAUGCGCUCAACGAAUAAAAGAACUACUCCAUGGUACUUUACCAGUUAGCAAAUAACACCGUAAAUAAAUCGUAUAUUUCCAAAUUAACACAGCUAUACAAAUUUCACCGUAUUAUAAAAACCUAAUCAUUUUAACUGUUAGAAAGUUCUCUAAAUUACGAACCGUACAACUAUCGUUACUUUUUCUUCUGUAGUAGUCAUAUCAAAGCGAAAAAUUCAAAGUUUACUUUAUAAUUACUAUUAUUUUUUUCAAUGUUACAUUUUGUACUUUUUUGUUGGCUCUAAUAUAUUCAUUUUUCAUUGUUUA
Messenger RNA from Planococcus citri (citrus mealybug), 3077 nucleotides. RefSeq names its product hormone-sensitive lipase (gene Hsl). The transcript is spliced from 12 exons. The record is from RefSeq and is a predicted model, not a curated record. Gene Ontology annotation, molecular function: triacylglycerol lipase activity; sterol ester esterase activity. Gene Ontology annotation, biological process: cholesterol metabolic process; triglyceride catabolic process. Bases 757 to 2826 code for a protein of 689 amino acids. Lineage: Eukaryota; Metazoa; Arthropoda; Insecta; Hemiptera; Pseudococcidae. Gene Ontology annotation, cellular component: cytosol.